Ctenopharyngodon idella (grass carp) is the source of this 1469-nucleotide messenger RNA. RefSeq names its product mucin-2-like. NCBI's taxonomy places the organism in Eukaryota, Metazoa, Chordata, Actinopteri, Cypriniformes, Xenocyprididae. Bases 408 to 1469 code for a protein of 353 amino acids. The record is from RefSeq and is a predicted model, not a curated record. The transcript has 2 exons.
CAUCUACAACUCCAUCAACAACUUCUCCAACAUCCACAAUAUUGAAAACAAGCACCCUUACUCUUAGCCCUGGAUGUAAUUGUCAUUGGUCAGAUUGGAAUGACUUUGGCGGUUCAACAACAGGUCUUGACGGUGGUGAAAUAGUACCUAUUGAAAGAAUAACUGACACCUCUUCUAGCAUCUGCUCAGCUCUCAAGGACAUAGAAUGCCGUGCAAAACGUUAUCCUGGAGUUCCUCUUACACAGCUUGGCCAGGUUGUGAAAUGCAAUACAAACGAUGGAUUCGUUUGCUUGAACAAACACCAAGGCCUUGCACAGCAAUGUUAUGACUAUGAGAUCAGAGCAUUCUGUUGUGAUGAAAACUGUGGCAACAUCACAACACAGUCCUUAAGGACAGAUGCGACAACAAUGUCAUCAACAAGCAUGCUUGUGUCACCAAGUACAACAUCAGCAGUCCAAAGUUCCUCCACAGUUACACAUGUAUCAACAGAUUCAUUAACAACAAUUUCUGCUAGUACACCUUCAUCAACAUUUUCAAGCAGCAUGCCUAAACCACCAACUACGACAUCAACAAGCCAUAUUUCCUCCACAAGCAUAAGCAUAUCAACAACUACAGCAGCAACUUCCACAAUAAUUUCUGCCAUGCCUUUAGUUUCUUCAACAAGCAGGUUUACCCCAAAAGUUACUACACCAAAAGUCCAUAGUUCCUCUACUGGUAAAAGCAUACCCUCAACUCCAAAAAUGUCUACACCUUUACCAACGUUUUCAACUGGCAUGACUACACCACUGACUCAAACUUCUUCAGUCCAAAAUUCCUCUAAUAUUACAAGCAUGCCUACAACUCCAACAACACAAACAUCUACAACUCCAUCAACAACUUCUCCAACAUCCACAAUAUUGAAAACAAGCACCCUUACUCUUAGCCCUGGAUGUAAUUGUCAUUGGUCAGAUUGGAAUGACUUUGGCGGUUCAACAACAGGUCUUGACGGUGGUGAAAUAGUACCUAUUGAAAGAAUAACUGACACCUCUUCUAGCAUCUGCUCAGCUCUCAAGGACAUAGAAUGCCGUGCAAAACGUUAUCCUGGAGUUCCUCUUACACAGCUUGGCCAGGUUGUGAAAUGCAAUACAAACGAUGGAUUCGUUUGCUUGAACAAACACCAAGGCCUUGCACAGCAAUGUUAUGACUAUGAGAUCAGAGCAUUCUGUUGUGAUGAAAACUGUGGCAACAUCACAACACAGUCCUUAAGGACAGAUGCGACAACAAUGUCAUCAACAAGCAUGCUUGUGUCACCAAGUACAACAUCAGCAGUCCAAAGUUCCUCCACAGUUACACAUGUAUCAACAGAUUCAUUAACAACAAUUUCUGCUAGUACACCUUCAUCAACAUUUUCAAGCAGCAUGCCUAAACCACCAACUACGACAUCAACAAGCCAUAUUUCCUCCACAAGCGUCUUGACGGUGGUGAAAUAG